GGUCGACGUCAUUCAUUCUUAUACGUUAAACACUUGCGAGUCGGUAUUCUACGAAUAUUAUUUUGGCGCGUUAGUGAGUGCGAGUUUGUUCAAUAGUGAGUGCAAUGGCACCGACCCCUUACAUAGUCAGUAGCAGCGAGUGCGGUGAGGAGCCGAUUUCCCGCACUUACCAAUACAGAAAAGUAAUGAAACCGAUGCUGGAACGUAAAAGGCGAGCUCGGAUUAAUCGAUGUUUGGAUGAACUUAAAGAGUUAAUGGUCACGGCUCUUCAAAGUGAGGGUGAGAACGUAUCUAAACUGGAAAAAGCUGAUAUUUUGGAGCUGACAGUGAGGCAUCUUCACAAUUUAAAGCGUCAACACCAACUGAUUUUACCGCAAGAACAGUCUUAUGCAGACAGAUUUAGAGCAGGCUUUACCCAAUGUGCCCAAGAAGUAAGUCACUUUAUUACUGCCCCUCCGCAAGAAGUUGUGGAUCCGAUGGCCAGCAGGAAGCUGUUGCAACAUCUUAGUGCGUGUGUGCGACAAUUGGACAGUGUUGCGCAACAGGUUCAGAUGCAACAGGAGCAGAGGGUGCCCAAUAACUAUCAGAGACAGAGUUUAACACCUCCGGUAUCUCCUGAAUGUCAUGUUGUGGAGCAUGUUGAGGAAAAGGGAAUGUGGAGACCCUGGUGAAUUUUCCUUGAUGGUCUACAAACUGUUAUACAAAAGCUUUAAGUGAUUUUAGGCUAAUUAGUUUAGGUUCUUUCGUCUUCCAAAUGUUUUGUUUAUUAUUGGCUAUUGGCUAAAAAAAAUUUUUGUAUAUUAACUUUAUCUUUUUUCUCUAUUAGCUUUAAAACUGUGAUAUUGUUUUUAUAAGUUUAAAUAGCCUAUAAAGUGUGUCUGCGUAUUUUAAUAAAUGAUUAUUAAUAAUUCUUA
Molecule: messenger RNA, 914 nt
Organism: Anthonomus grandis grandis
Lineage: Eukaryota; Metazoa; Arthropoda; Insecta; Coleoptera; Curculionidae
Product: enhancer of split mbeta protein-like
Exons: 1
Coding region: 105-671 (188 amino acids)
Biological process (GO): regulation of transcription by RNA polymerase II; regulation of neurogenesis; anterior/posterior pattern specification
Cellular component (GO): nucleus
Molecular function (GO): DNA-binding transcription factor activity, RNA polymerase II-specific; protein dimerization activity; RNA polymerase II cis-regulatory region sequence-specific DNA binding
Source: RefSeq, a predicted model, not a curated record